AUGCUUCAAGAAAAGUUAAAUAAUGGUAUGAGAAGACAAUUAAAACGAAAACGCACUAUAAUUCAGUGUUUAAGAAAACAAAACAACAAAAAUAUUACUAAAAACAUAAGUAUUCAAAAAUUUCUUAACCAGUCACAAUUUCAUUCCAUUAAUUCUAAAGCUCUUAUAACAAUGCAAAUGCUACAUAAAAACCGCAAACCUUGGUCUAGUGCAGAAAAAAAAUUCGCAUUGUCAAUUUUCUAUAAAUCACCUUCGACAUAUAAAUAUAUGCGAAAAAGUGGUAUAGUUUUACAUGGUGAAAGUACCUUGCGCCGAUGGUUAAAAUCUAUACAUUUUCUUCCUGGUUUUAACAAGGAGUACUUAUAUCAUAUAAAAUUGAAAGUGUCAGAAAUGUCUAAAAGUGAUAAAAAGUGUAUUAUUUUACACGAUGAGAUAUCAAUAAUGACAGUCAUUAAGUAUAAUAAAUCCAUAGAUUUAAUCGAAGGUUUUGAAGAUUUGAUUCCCCUUGGUCGUACAUCAAAAGAAGCUAAACAUGCACUAGUCAUUAUGGUUAGAGGACUGUACAAAAAUUGGAAAUUCCCAUUAUGUUAUUUUUUGGCUAAGAACGGAGUUAAUGGGAAUAAUUUAAGUAUUUUAAUAAAAGAAAGUGUUAAAUGUAUACUUGACGUCGGAUUACUACCGACAGCUAUUGUGUGUGACCAAGGGACACAAAACCAAAAAUUGUUUAAACUUCUCGGUAGCACUGAAGUAAAUCCCAUAACUGAAAUACACGGUCAAAAAAUCCAUCUUCUAUAUGGUAUACCACAUCUAAUAAAAAGUUUAAGAAAUAAUCUAAUAACGGGAAAUAUACAGAUUAAAAAUAAAAUAAUAUCUUUUGGCGAUGUGAUUAAGACGUAUGAAAUUGAUAUGAAAAAUAAUACAGCCAGGGAAAUGUGUAAACUGACACCUGCACAUAUUUCUCCGAAUCCUUUUCAGAAGAUGUCCUGUAAACUAGAGAUUCAAAUUUUUAGUAAUAGUGUAUCGGCUGCAAUUAAAACAUGUAUUCAAACGGGAGAGUUGAGAUCAAAUACGGCAAAAGAUACAGCAGACUUUUUACUCUUAAUAAAUAACGCAUUUGAUGCCUGCAACAUUAAAAAUUUAUAUGAUAUAAAUCUAAACAGACGACCGUUGAACCCAAACAAUAAACAUAUAUUUGAAAUUAUUAAAAAAACAAUAUCAGAAUGA
This is a messenger RNA of Macrosiphum euphorbiae (potato aphid), 1224 nucleotides long. The record is from the annotation of a GenBank genome assembly. NCBI's taxonomy places the organism in Eukaryota, Metazoa, Arthropoda, Insecta, Hemiptera, Aphididae.